Paramecium sonneborni is the source of this 987-nucleotide messenger RNA. NCBI's taxonomy places the organism in Eukaryota, Ciliophora, Oligohymenophorea, Peniculida, Parameciidae. The record is from the annotation of a GenBank genome assembly.
AUGAAUUUAAUAUAUUAAUGUUAAUAAUCAAAUAUUUCAUGCAUAUGUUAUUCAAUUUUAGUUGGAUAUGCUCUUAUAAUUACAUUAAUAGCUAUUUAAGCUAUCAGCAGAUUACUGAAGUCUUCAACUAGUAUUUAAGAAUUAAAUCCUAUGAUUUUAUGCAUAAUAUAAUCUCUAUUACAUAUUAUUUAAUAUGCUUUUAUUGAAAAUAACAAACUACAAAUAAUAACACUCUAUUUUUAAAUCCUUAUUUUUACUUCAAUAUCCUUUUUAUUUGCUUAACUAUGCUAUAAGGUGAAGAGUGGAGCACUUUUUUUGAAAAGUUAUAAAAUCUUUAAAAUUCUACAAUUUAUUUUUUAUGGAAUUAUUUUAAUCUUUUAAAUACUAGCUUUAAUUUUAUCAACUCAUGAUUCAUGUGAUAGGUAAUUGUUAAUUCAAAAAAAUUAGUUACUACUAUCUUAGUAUAAUUUUAAUUAUAGUUUAGUAGAUUACAUCAACAACGAUUACAACUUAUUUUGGAAUUUAAUUGCUCAAUAAAUUGCAAAAAGUGAGUUAAUACAUUUAAUGUAAAACUAUGAAUCCGAAAGCGUAUUAAUUAAAUAUAAUUUAAGUGUCUAUGAUUCAUACGCAAACUUGUCUAUGUGUAAUCCAAGAGCUACUAUUUUAGAGCCAAGAGAAUUGAUUUAGACAAAAAAACAAAUAAUAAUUGUACUCUGGCUAAUGCUAAUCACUAUUCUAUUUUAUAUAUCAUUUAUAUUAAUUGCUGUUUUAAUAUUCAAAAGAGUGAUAUGCGAACAUUAAAAAAAUAAUAAUGGGGAAAACUUUUUAAUUUUAGUUUAUGGAAUAAUAUAGAUGACUCCCUGUUGGGUGAUACCUUUUGCUUUUGGUUUUAUCCCUUAAGUAUAAUGUUAAGGAUAAGAUAAUAAUGAUUUAUUAAUAAUUUUAGAUAAAUCUUAAGCAAAAUCAAAAGAUUCGAUAUAAGUUUGA